GCCACUUCAUGUGGGCAUGAAGUGUUCUGUGCAACAAUAGCUGAAGCAUGUUCACAAACAACUACAGUCAACUGCUAGAAUACGGUGACUUGGGAAGUAACAGCACAGCAGUUAACUUCCUCUACAGUCUGGGUGAUGAUAGCAAUGCUUCCAACUUCUCCACCAUCUUCCCAAUACUCACCACCACUGAUAACCGUCCCAGGGUCCACUAUGGGCCAGUUCUGCGGCUGACUCCUUCACACGAGGUUCUCAAGGCUCAGCUUAAGUGGGGCUUCCUCCUGCACACGUAUGGUUUUGCCUGCCUAUUCUUCAUUCUUGCCUUCUAUGCAUUCUUCUCCAUUCUGAAUCUCAGAUCCUUGAUCUCAAGCCGGCCGUUCAUGUCAACAAUCAACGGGUUCUUAUGUCUGCUGGGCAUCUCCAGGGCUGCCUGCCUCUUCAUAGAUCCCUACAAUCUGCGUGAGGUUAUGCCAAAGGUUCUCGGAUCUGUCUUGUGGGAUGUCGGUUUCCCAUGCAUCACAUCAGCGUUCUGCCUCAUCCAGCUUGCGUUCCUGCAACUCACUCAGUCCCGCCAACUUGGUCGCCGCAAACUGUGUGUCCUCUCCCACGGAGUCACCAUCUACAUAGUGCCCCCUUGGUCUUGUGUUGGCAAAUACAUGCUGAACUUAGGUCCUGAGAAGCUGCGACACAAGUCAUGCCUCUCACUGAUCAUCACAGCUCACUUCAGCUUUAUCAUCGGAGCAGACAUAGCUGUUGGUUUAGAGGAUCAGCUGAUGCUUGUAAAGUAUGUGGUGCAGCUUGUGUUUCUCUGCUGGGGCAUCUUCCUUUGCUGCACAUUCCUGUAUGGCGGCUGUCGCGUGAUGGGACUGCUCCGUAACAUGCCUGGUGGAUUUCUUCGCCGAGAUCCCUCAGAUCAUCAGCAGAAGGGUAUAAUGCAGCUUGCCCUGCUAGCUCCAUACAACAACCUUGCAAGCUCUGUGGCAGCAGCACUAGUUCCUACACUUCUCACACCGAAGAUUCGUAUCACCGACGAAAAUGACCGCACGUUCAGUUAUGGUAGUGACUCAAACAACCAGUUAGCAGAUGCAAAUCAGCAACAGACUGACGUUGAGUAUGCAGAAGGCUGCAGCAAUAACUCAGAGCCUCUACCAAAAGGCUUAGUUCGACCUGGCAGUCCUGACCCACGGAGGAGAUUGUCAUCCAGUGUUCAGGUGCGUCCACCUACAUCUACACCUAGUAUCGUGGUGUCUCCAGGCAGCCGACGCCCCAGCCUAGCAAGUCGUAGGGGAAGCGAGAUUGGAAGCGCAACAGGUUGCCAGCAAGGCAGUGAAUUCAGCAGAAGAGGUAGCGAGAUAAGUCGACGAGACAGUGAAAUCAGCAGAAGAGGAAGUGACAUUGUGAGCUUGUUAGGUAGUCAGCAAGGCAGUGAUGUCAGCAGAAGAGGUAGCGAGAUAAGUCGACGAGACAGUGAAAUCAGCAGAAGAGGAAGUGACAUGAGUUUGUUGGGUAGUCAGCAAGGCAGUGAUGUCAGUAGAAGAAGUAGCGAGACAAGUCGACGAGGCAGUGAAGUCAGCAGAAGAGGAAGUGAGGCUGAGCAUGGUCCAGGUCUUGUCUACAACCUGGAGACUUCUGGCCUCUUCCUGGGGAGCCACAUUAAUCGCCAGGCCACCGCUGAGGCUAGCAGCAGAAGGGGAAGCACGUGCAGCCGAACAGGAGAUGCCGGAUGCUCCAACCAGAGCCGUCAGCUUGGGACUGAGCUCAUGAGGCGAGGCAGUAGCUGCAGUAGGAUUGGUGGCGAGUGCAGCAGUCUGGGAGACAUCGCAGAGGACGAGAUCCACAUCUUGCAGCAAGAAGAAUUGCCUGUGUCACCAAUCAGUCUUACAGUGGGCAGAGCAAGAAGUGUGCCUCGCAAGAAGAGUUUGACAAGGCAGCAGUCAGAGCCCACUGUUCCAUGUAGCAAGGAACAGCAACAUUCAAAACAGCAGGUGGUGAGCUGCAGCGAGCAGUCAGAGGAUGAGGUGACAGCAGAGACAAGCUUAUUGCCUCACCAGGUAGAGCAGCCCACUGAGGAAAAGCAGACUGAUGACCUCACCUUGCACUCCAUUCUCAACCACAUAGCAUACGUAAACAGGGCAGCACUUCCGAACCAGUCCAACAUGGCCAUACCUGCCCCUACAAGCAGGAAAAGUCAAGUGCAGAAGGUUCUCAAAGGAACAUACACCACUGCUCUGCUUGGUCUCAUGCUGUGUGUGUCUGACAUGGGCAGGCUCUGUGGGCCUUAUGGGCUCAUGGCACCUGUCACCAACUCAACAGGCAUGGCCCCUGUGAGUACUCCAGGAAAUAAUGUCUCUUCCUGGUCCUACUUCCUCCCAUCUAUGCCUAGGUCUCCAAGUGAUAUUUUAUCUUCUGACAACAGAAUACUUUUCUUACUACACUGUGCCGGGCCCUUGAGUUUGCAAUGGGCUGUGCAAUGGCCAACAUCACAAAACAGCCUGUCAACAGCCGACACCAAUACCUGCAACAGCAGUAUGCGACUUCAUUGA
Zootermopsis nevadensis is the source of this 2540-nucleotide messenger RNA. The record is from RefSeq and is a predicted model, not a curated record. Lineage: Eukaryota; Metazoa; Arthropoda; Insecta; Blattodea; Termopsidae.